AUGGAGCGUCUCGAGGAAGCAUUGCAUCUGUUCUCGAUUCUCGAGAGUGCUCAAUCUGUGCGGAGCCAUAUGGUGCAGGAACAGCACUCCGGCUACCCUGCGGUCAUGAGUUUCACCGUUAUUGCAUUGACCGUUGGCUGCUUAUGCGGUCGGGAACUUGUCCUCUUUGAUGCAUACAUCGUCUUCAUGGGCGUGCUCGCACUAGUUAUCCUGUAUCCAGCUGGCAAUUUAAAAGCGGUAGAUGUCUAUUUCUUUGGCGUCAGCGCUUCCACUGAAUCGGGCCUGAACACAGUCGAUGUCAAGGAGCUGUAUACAUACCAGCAACUGUAUAUCUAUUUCAUCCCUAUUUUCACCAAUCUAGGAUUUAUCAAUGCUGUUGUCGCGCUCAUUCGACUUUUUCUGUUCCGAAAGCAUCUUAAGCAAGUUGCACCGCGACUUCAAAAACCCCGACGCGCAAGGGCAAUCUCACCUGAUGCCAACGCUUGUGAGGUCAAGGCUGCCUACGACGACGGCGAUAAGGUUCAUGAUGCCAAUGACAUAGAGGGACAGGAAGACUCUGACCCGGAAGAGCGUGCUAACAGGAUUGUCCAUGAAAGGGCUCGGACUAUCACAUUCGACCCUUCGACGGAGAAACGCCAGAUAGGUGAUGAGACGCUUUACAUACCUGGGCCGCGUGAGCGUGAACGUGGAUUGCCCCUUGUUGAGCUGAGCAAGCGGAAUAGCAGAGAUGAUAGAGACGACAUGUCCAUACACGCCACGCCGCCGCGCCGAUAUGGAACCAGAGACAUGGACCUCCGCCGCCGCCGUGUUGACGGCCUGGCACUGGAUCGGACGCACACUAUGGGUCGUGUAGUCAGUGUUGCAUCGUCUGUGUUUGUCCUCGGCUCCGGUCCUCAACGGCGCAAUUCCGUCUCUACGAACAUCUCUCAGCAUCGAGAAUCUGAAAUGAAGGACAUGCUGGCUCUGUCGAAGCACGCGACUUUGGGUCGCAACUCGGAUUUUUCUAAUUUGACAAGGGAAGAUCGAGAGAAGUUGGGCGGUAUUGAGUACCGAAGUUUAAAGCUACUCGUCAAGGUUGUGUUCGGAUAUUUCUUCGGCCUCCAUAUUUUUGGAGCGAUUUGCCUUGUCGUCUGGAUUCAGUAUUGUGACCCGAAAUACAGGGAUGUUCUUGAACAGUCUGCCCAGAAUGGGAUUUGGUGGGCAUUUUACUCGGCGCAGACCAUGAUCGACAAUUUAGGCUUUACGUUUACCCCGGACUCGAUGAUUUCGUUCCGAGACGCCCAAUGGCCUAUGUUCAUCAUGAGCUUCCUAGCCUUCGCUGGCAACACCUUGUACCCCGUCAUGCUGCGUCUUAUUAUCUGGACCAUGUAUAUCCUUGCGCCAUCUAAGUCGUCGAUUCGUGAACCGCUGUCAUUUCUUCUCAACCAUCCCCGAAGGUGUUACACGCUGCUUUUCCCUAGCCGUCCCACUUGGAUCCUCUUUGGGAUUAUCUUCACCCUUAACUUCAUUGACACCUUGCUGAUUAUAGUACUUGACCUGGACAAUCCAGAGGUGGCGUCACUGCCGCUGGGCCCACGAAUACUUGCUGCCAUUUUUCAGGCCGCUUCGUCACGCCAUACUGGCACAGCAACCUUCAACCUUGCCAAUGUGAAUCCGGGUGUACAAUUCAGCUUACUUGUCAUGAUGUAUAUUGCAAUCUACCCAAUUGCCAUUAGCAUUCGAGCAUCAAACACCUAUGAGGAGAGAUCACUUGGUGUUUACGAGGAAGAGGGCAGACUGAACGAGAACAAUGGUAAAGAUUACAUCCUCACGCAUAUGCGGAACCAACUUAGUUUCGAUCUGUGGUUCAUCUUCCUCGGCGUUUUUUGUAUUUGCAUUGCUGAGGCGAGAAGAAUCGUUGAUGAUUCUAUUCCGGCGUUCACCGUUUGGACGGUCUUGUUUGAAGUUACAUCAGCUUACGGCAAUGUUGGUUUGAGUCUUGGUUAUCCGACAGUCGCUACAUCGCUGAGCGGUCUCUUUGGUACCUUUAGCAAGCUCGUCAUUUGCGCCAUGAUGAUCCGCGGGCGACAUCGCGGUCUACCAUAUGCCCUCGACCGGGCAAUUGUCCUUCCGGACGAAGGUGCCUUGGUUGAAGAUGCCGAAGAUGAUAACAACAAACAGAAACAAUGA
Messenger RNA from Pochonia chlamydosporia 170, 2169 nucleotides. Its product is annotated as trk family potassium uptake protein. Gene Ontology annotation, cellular component: plasma membrane. Gene Ontology annotation, molecular function: high-affinity potassium ion transmembrane transporter activity. The record is from RefSeq and is a predicted model, not a curated record. Bases 1 to 2169 code for a protein of 722 amino acids. Lineage: Eukaryota; Fungi; Ascomycota; Sordariomycetes; Hypocreales; Clavicipitaceae. Gene Ontology annotation, biological process: intracellular potassium ion homeostasis; potassium ion import across plasma membrane. The transcript has 8 exons.